Messenger RNA from Danaus plexippus (monarch butterfly), 684 nucleotides. RefSeq lists its product as uncharacterized. The transcript is spliced from 3 exons. The record is from RefSeq and is a predicted model, not a curated record. Gene Ontology annotation, biological process: mitochondrial electron transport, NADH to ubiquinone. The coding region runs from base 82 to 576 and encodes 164 amino acids. Lineage: Eukaryota; Metazoa; Arthropoda; Insecta; Lepidoptera; Nymphalidae.
ACAUCUGUCACUACUAGUAGUGUUAUUACAAUUUGUUCAAAGAGCCAGAGUUUACACUAAAAGUUAUCAUAGUCAUAAAAAAUGGCUCAAACAGCGGGCGUAAAGCCCAUGACCAUAACCGGACGGGUUGCGUCCGAAAGGGAAAGAUGUCUUGGCAUGACUGAUGUUGAACGGGCCUGGCGAAAGCAAUGGCUGCAAGAUCAGAUCUUAUCCUCAAACGAGCCAGUACAUGUAGAAGAAUAUUGGAGAGAACGUACCAACCCUAUUCGUAGAUUUUACCGCAAACCUUUAGAUGUAAUAUUUUCAAGUCUCACUCCUGUACUGGGAGCAAGUCGAGCUGCUGAUUACCGAUACAUUGCUGGGAAACUUGGCUUAAUGGCUGCGGGUGCUCUAUGUAUCCAUUACUAUUUUAAAUACAACGGCAAUAAUUGGACUAAGAAAGGAGGUUGGCGUACAGUAAAAACUAAGCCAAUGGUAUUGCCAGGACAACCUGGCUUUCCAUUUAAAUCGGACCGCACUAAGGAUUCUGAUUAUGCAGAUAGAGGUUUUAGCAAAUCACCUCUUCAUGCUAAGUAAUAGAUGGAUUCUGUAAUAAACUAGCUCACAAUAUGUAGUUUAUUCUUCAUGUUACCUUAAAUUGAAUGUAGUGAGUGGCAAAUACGGAAAUAAAAAAAGUUUUUGUUA